Oreochromis aureus is the source of this 858-nucleotide messenger RNA. RefSeq lists its product as uncharacterized. The record is from RefSeq and is a predicted model, not a curated record. The annotation marks the transcript as partial. The transcript has 5 exons. NCBI's taxonomy places the organism in Eukaryota, Metazoa, Chordata, Actinopteri, Cichliformes, Cichlidae.
CAACAGCGACAGGUUUUUGUAGCAGUCUGUCUCACUGUGGGAGGAAGAUACUACUACAUCUUUGGCUCUGGAACUAAACUGUCUGUAACAGAUGGAAACCAGAAAAGAACGACAAAGGCACCGAGAGUUCAUGCAAACACACAGCAGAGCCCCACCCGACCAGCAGCAGGACCCAGAGUCCACCUGGAGGGGAACAGCUCCCUGCUGUGUGUGCCCCCAGCCAUGUUUCCUCCUCUGGUCCAGCUGUCUUGUAAAAGACAGAAGAAGAACGGUGGAGAAGCGGAGGAGCUGCCCCCUGCUGAUGGAGAGCAGCUGGGACUGAUCCAUCAGAACAGCACAUAUAAAUGUAACUGCUACGUGAAGCACGAGGGGGGCACAGUGGAGGCCCAAACACAACAAGAGGUUCCAGCUCCAGCAGCCUCCUGUCCUCCAGAGAGAGAGCCAGCAGACCUGCCAGCUCUGCAGCCAGCUGACUUGUCCUUCCAGUCUCAGUGCAGGGUGAAGCUGCUCUGCCUGCUGUACACAGUGCUGAUAGUGAAGAGUCUGGUGUACUGCUGUGGACUCUCUCUGCUGAUGAUCCUCACAAACAAGGGAGCGUCCACCAACUGCACACAUGCUGACUGACUGUUUUCUGCUCGCCUUUUCUCACCAUCAAAUCUCAUCAAUUCAUCUCAUUCAUCACUUUGAUCAGUAUCACAAAUGUUAGUUAUGAUGUGUUGUGCUUAUUUUGGCUUUUUCUUCAAUAGUUAGAAGAUCAUCUGACAUAAAUACAUCUUUACAUGUAUUGUUGCUCUGAGUUAGAAUUCUUUUUUUACUUAUUGUGACUUUUAUUGUAGUAACAAAAAUCAUCAGGUAUAU